This is a messenger RNA of Triplophysa dalaica, 2960 nucleotides long. It is a transcript of the gene chrm5a, whose product is annotated as cholinergic receptor, muscarinic 5a. Gene Ontology annotation, cellular component: dendrite; synapse; plasma membrane. The record is from RefSeq and is a predicted model, not a curated record. The coding region runs from base 285 to 1811 and encodes 508 amino acids. Gene Ontology annotation, molecular function: G protein-coupled acetylcholine receptor activity; G protein-coupled serotonin receptor activity. The transcript has 2 exons. Gene Ontology annotation, biological process: G protein-coupled receptor signaling pathway, coupled to cyclic nucleotide second messenger; adenylate cyclase-inhibiting G protein-coupled acetylcholine receptor signaling pathway; chemical synaptic transmission. NCBI's taxonomy places the organism in Eukaryota, Metazoa, Chordata, Actinopteri, Cypriniformes, Nemacheilidae.
CAGCGGUGCUCAUGUUACCUUUCUUUAAUAUGCUGGAAUAACUAACAGGAAAUGCCUUUGUUUUAAUGUAAUAUGUGCAGGCAAUUCUGCAUACUUUGGAUUUACAACCUGACGUGACAGCACUGGACAUCUCUGUGAUGCUGGAGGAGUAAAACUGGAGACUUUUUUUACCAUGUUUACCUGCGCACGGAGGAACUUGACAUCUGGUGUUGUGGAGUUCAUCUGCAAUGUCAGAUUCAAGCUGUCCGUCAAACUCUUAUAUUGACCCACUGCCAUCAUAAAUCAUGGAUUUGGGAAACGUCACCAUCACUGGGAACGUGUCGGACGUCCACCUGGUCACACACAGUCUGUGGGAGGUGGUCACCAUAGCGACCGUCUCCGCCAUCGUCAGCUUCAUCACGAUUGUCGGGAAUGUUCUGGUGAUGUUGUCUUUUAAGGUGAACAGCCAGCUGAAGACGGUCAACAACUAUUAUCUGUUGAGCCUGGCCUUCGCUGACCUCAUCAUCGGCCUUUUCUCCAUGAACUUGUACACCUCUUACAUUCUGAUGGGUUACUGGUCUCUGGGCAAUUUGGCAUGUGAUUUGUGGUUGGCGCUGGAUUACGUGGCCAGCAACGCCUCCGUGAUGAACCUACUGGUCAUCAGUUUCGAUCGAUACUUCUCCAUCACCAGACCUUUGACGUACCGAGCCAAACGGACACCGAGGCGAGCUGGCGUCAUGAUCGGCCUCGCGUGGCUGGUGUCAUUCAUUCUUUGGGCUCCUCCAAUCCUGUGCUGGCAGUAUUUGGUUGGUAAGAGAACGGUACCUGAGAGACAGUGUCAGAUCCAGUUCUUCUCUGAACCCGUCAUCACUUUCGGAACGGCCAUAGCGGCUUUUUACAUUCCCGUUUCCAUCAUGACGAUCUUAUACUGCCGGAUAUACAAAGAAACCGAGAGGCGCACAAAAGACCUGGCCGAGCUGCAGGGGGUCAACUCCUCGACAAACUCCGGCAGCACCGCCCAGCCUCGAAAAACCAUCCGGUCCUGUUUCAAGAUCAAACAUCUGAAGAACGCUUCACGGCGGAAUCAGACGUCUUGGUCCUCCUCGCAUCACGCCGAUGUGCCAGAGUGGCCGAAAACCCACCAACUUGCCAACUUCAACAGCUAUGGCUCUUCUGAAGAUGACGAGCGCUCUGUGUCUCCCGCCGUCGUCCAGACGCCCUACAGACAUCAGCAGAGCAAAGCGGAGGCGUCCAAUGGCAACUGCGAGGAAGAUGCCGUCUUCCCAUCCUCCCUCAAAGAAAGUCCAAGGAACAAGAAAUGUGUUUCUUACAAGUUCAAGCCGGUUUCAAAAGACACAGGAUUGCAGCAGAACGCCGAUGGUGAAAGGAAGGCCGCGACCUCUUCGUUCUCAUCCGCCGAGUCCGUGAAUGCGCCUUCCUCUUCGUCUUCAUCCAAACCCGCGGACGGCACGUUGAAAAGCCAGAUGACCAAGAGGAAGAGGAUGGUGCUGAUCAAAGAGAGGAAGGCCGCUCAGACUCUCAGCGCCAUUUUGCUGGCGUUCAUACUGACGUGGACGCCCUACAACAUCAUGGUGCUCAUCUCCACCUUCUGCUCGGACUGCAUCCCGCUGGCACUCUGGCAUUUGGGCUACUGGCUGUGUUACGUCAACAGCACGGUGAACCCCAUGUGCUACGCGCUGUGCAACAAAACCUUUCAGAAGACCUUCCGCAUGCUUCUGUUGUGCCAGUGGAGGAAGAAGAGGGUGGAGGAGAAACUCUACUGGUGCGGACAAAAUCCUGUGGUCGGCAGCAAGUUAACCGGAGCGACAUGAACGUUCACAGAAGAACGGGAAAGCUUUGAUAGAAAGCACAUUCUUUUAUUAGUUAUUCACCCUCAUGUCAAACCUGUGCGAGUUUAUUUCUUCUGCAGAACACACAAGAAGAUAUUUUGAAGAAUGUCUAUAACCAAACAACACUGGAACCCAUUGACUUCCAUGAACACAAAACCACAGGCAUUUCUCGAAAUAUCUUCUUUCGUGCUCCACUGAAGAAAGUCUCACAUUCAGAUUUACAACCAAACAAGAGUUAAGAAAUAAUAACGGAAUUAUGUGAAACAUUCUUUUGGUUUAGUUUAAUGUCUACAGAACAAACGUGUUGCCCGGUUGUUCUGGUGCAACGUCACAUAAUCAACAAGGUGCGUGGAAUGAUGAAUGCACACUUUACAGAUAAUACCAGCAACACUCGUGAUAACAAGGGGUCAGAAAAACCCCCAAAAGAUGAUAUUCUUAUUUUGCCAACGCGUUUCGACACACAGGCCUUCAUCAGGUUACAGGUGUCAGGUGUGAACAAAUUCCUUUAAAAAACUUGCAAGCAUCCAAUAAGAAAGUGGAUGAUGUCCUAUACCAAUCACAAACUAAUCAAACAAACAAUCAUACAUUGACCAAUAUUCCACACCGAAAAAAAAAAUGAUUAUGUGCCUUAGUAGAUAUGAUUAAAAUAUACUUAUUAGAAUUACAGAAAGUUCCUGUUUUUAAUAACAACAAAGAAAUUAAAAUAACGUAAAAAUCUUUGAAAUAAAAUAGACUAAUUUUGGUUGUUAAGAUUUUAAUUAUUUAGUUUGAGUCAUUUAAUUUAACAAAUUAUCAAGUAAAUCCAACACAAUUUUAUUAUGUUAAACCCAUUUAAAUAGGUAAAAUUAAAUUGACUUAUUUACUUUGUGUUGUGAACUUGUGACUACAUAAAUGAAAUGUUAUUUUACUCACUGAGCAGUAACUGUGCUAAUGCUAGUAUUAUAUCACAGUCUCUCCGCAUAAGUUCAUAUUUUGUAAAAAAUAGUAUACAGUAUUUCAUUAUGAAAUUAAGUGAACCGUGGAGUUAGAAGCAUGUUUUUGUUCAAGGUAAAUGUUUAGGUUAAGUAAUAUUUACUUAAUAUUUUAACAAAUACUAAAUUUAUUUAAUAAGUAUCAUUUACUUUAUUCUGG